Messenger RNA from Phoenix dactylifera (date palm), 1436 nucleotides. Its product is annotated as OVARIAN TUMOR DOMAIN-containing deubiquitinating enzyme 5-like. Gene Ontology annotation, molecular function: cysteine-type deubiquitinase activity. Lineage: Eukaryota; Viridiplantae; Streptophyta; Magnoliopsida; Arecales; Arecaceae. The record is from RefSeq and is a predicted model, not a curated record. Gene Ontology annotation, biological process: protein deubiquitination.
AUCCCAAAGCUUCAUUGCGCCUAGGGCUACAGCCUUUGCGGCCUCUUUGGCUCCUCUCAGGAAUCUCUCUCUCUCCCCUCCCACACCCCUGCAUCCCCCCCGGCGGUUCCUUGGCAAUGGAGCCAGCCGAAGAGGCCGAGGGAGGGGCGCCUCAAGGAGAGCUCCAGGGAGAUCCAACUGAGAGAAAGCGGGAGUCUUUGGAGGAGAUGCUCUCGAGGCACAGGCAAGAAAUCGCCAAACUUCAAAACAAAGAAAUGAAUCUCAAAAAAGCAGCCGCUAAAGGCAGCAAAGCUGAACAGAAAGCCAAGAAGAAGCAAGUAGAGGAUGAGAUAUCUCGAUUGUUAUCCCAACUUAAAGCUAAGCACUCAGAGGAACUUGCUUCGUUAGGCUACAAAACCACUGACAGCUCAGAGAAGGGCAGUCUAGAUAGUUUGGUAAAAGCUAUAGCUGGUGUUUCUGUCACUAAUCACAGUGAAUCCACAAAGCCCAGCAAGGGAGCAAGGAGGCGUGGGAGAAGAGCUCAAGAAGCAGCAGCUAGAGAGCAGAGGAUACAGGAAGAACAAAGUAACAUCAUUAGCGAUCGUAUGAUUGAAAAUGAGAGUUUGGAGAGAAAGCUAGAGCCUCUUGGGUUGACAAUUAAGGAGAUCAAACCAGAUGGUCAUUGUUUAUACCGAGCUGUUGAAGACCAAUUAUCACUCCACUCCAGAAAUAUCUCACAGUAUAAUUACCAAGAGCUCCGAGAAAUGGCUGCUAAUUACAUGAGAGAACAUGCAUCAGACUUUCUCCCAUUUUUCCUAUCAGACAGUAAGAUCGAGAUGGAUUCAGAUAGCUCACCCAUAGAAAGAUUUGAGAAGUAUUGUGAAGAGGUUCGGACCACAGCAGCUUGGGGAGGACAGCUUGAGCUUGGUGCUCUUACACAUUGCCUCAACAAACAUAUUGUGAUAUAUGCAGGGUCUUUUCCUGAUGUGGAGAUGGGGAAGGAAUAUAUAUCUGAUACUGGAAGUAGUGCAAGCAAUUCAAGCAUCUUGUUAUCAUACCAUAGGCAUGCUUAUGGGCUUGGUGAGCACUACAAUUCAGUGGUUCCCUACGGAAAGGGAAAUGUGAAGCAAUAGAUCGGUUUAUACGAGAUAUUUGGAAAAAUGUUUGCGAGGCUUCUUCACAUACCCAACCGUGCAACUGAUUGAGUUUCAUGACAUGUACAUAUAGGUUAUAUAGACAUUUAAGAUGCCGUGGCAUUAAGAAUUAGACAUAUAGAUCACUUUUUAGAUUUGGAUUGUUAAAAUUAAAGGGAAAUGUUGCAUAACUUGCCGAAGUAUGGCAACAAUUCCCCCUGUAACCACCUCCAUGACUCUUCUCUGUUUACACGUGUAGUGCUAGACAAAAGAUCUUCACUAUUUGUCUGAACUUCUGUUGAAACCACCUCUCUGUUUUCUUAA